AAUUGCACGUCUCUCUUUCUCCAUACCAUUGCAUACACGCAUGCGGCCACUAUAAGUACCACCAGGUCACCACAUUAAGCAAGCACCUGCUCUCAUCUUCUCCCCCGUAGCCUUAGCCUUCCACCCGCCUGCCUUGCACUUCAUCUUAGCAUGGCUGGAGCUUCUAACCUUCCUCCUGGUUUCCACUUCUUCCCGUCAGAUGAAGAGCUCAUCGUCCAUUUCCUCCGCCGCAAGGCCUCCCUCCUCCCAUGCCGACCUGACAUAGUCCCUACGCUGACUCUGAACCUCUACGAUCCAUGGGAAUUGAAUGGUAAAGCCCUCCAAUCUGGUAACCAAUGGUACUUCUUCAGCCAUGCAACGCAGACCAGGGCCUCGCCCAAUGGGCACUGGAAACCCAUUGGCUCUGACGAGACGGUUGUCAGUGGAGGUUGUAGCAUUGGACUGAAGAAGACCCUCAUUUUCUUCAUGGGGGAGCCCAUUGAGGGAAUCAAAACUAGCUGGGUCAUGCAUGAGUACCACCUGAUGGAUGGGAAUACCGAUUGCAGCAAUAGCAGCACUUCAAGUAGUUCAAGCAAGUGGCCCCACAAGAAAAAGGGUCAAUCAGAAACAGAAUCCAACAACUGGGUGAUAUGCCGAGUGUUUGAAUCGAGCUACGAUUCACAAGUGAGCUUCCAUGAGGAGGGCACGGAGCUGUCAUGCUUAGAUGAGGUGUUUCUAUCCCUAGACGACUAUGAUGAAGUCAGUUUUGCCAAAUAAUUAGAACCUUUGUAAGAGCUGUUAGUAGGUUAGGUCCUUCAACUAUCUCUUACUUUGAUAAGAUCAUGUCUUACUAGACCAGAUAUGUAAUUAAUCAUCUCCUCCAAGGAGUUGGAUGCAACAAAUUUGAGCUAGUUCAAGAACUACGAUAUUGUGAAUGCUUCAAUAUCAGAAUAUGAGAUUAAAGGUUAUU
Messenger RNA from Oryza brachyantha (malo sina), 949 nucleotides. Its product is annotated as NAC domain-containing protein 104-like. Gene Ontology annotation, molecular function: DNA binding. The record is from RefSeq and is a predicted model, not a curated record. The transcript has 3 exons. NCBI's taxonomy places the organism in Eukaryota, Viridiplantae, Streptophyta, Magnoliopsida, Poales, Poaceae. Bases 151 to 756 code for a protein of 201 amino acids. Gene Ontology annotation, biological process: system development; regulation of DNA-templated transcription.